CCCGCGGGAAGGGUGACAGGAGCCGCUGUGCUGCGGCUGCCUCACAGAGUCCGGCCCUCUCCGUGCUCAUGGUGUGGCCCGGUGCUGGGUCCGGGACCGCGGCGUGGAUGCCGGGGCAGCCCAGCUGAGGUGAGUGCGGCGCCGCCGCCGGCUCUGCCCCAGGGGAGCCGCUCGGGGGCAGUGCAGCGGCAGGCGCAGCCUCAGCUGCGGGGCGCCGCGGCCAGGCCAGGCAGGGGCCCCCGCUCCUCCCAGCAGGCUGGGAGCGAGCGAGCGGGCUGAGGCGGAAGGGCCCUAGGCCCGGGGUAGACGCAGCUGGGCUGGGAGCGGGGCCUCAUGGUGAGGAGGCGGAGCAGGAGCCGGGACUGGGGGCCGCCCGUCUGCCCGGGGGGCGGGAGCGGCUGGCGGAGCAGCAGUAGCGGCGGCUUGGGCCGCAGGGAGGCGCCUGAGCGGCUGCCCCUGAACAUGGCGGCGGCUGCUCCUCCGGCGGGCGGCGGGGGCUGCUGCCCGGCCGGGCCCGGCGGCGGCUCGGUGCCUGUGCUCUUCUGCUUCUCGGUCUUCGCCCGGCCCUCGACAGUGCCGCACGGCGCCGGCUACGAGCUGCUGAUCCAGAAGUUCCUGAGCCUCUACGGGGACCAGCUCGACAUGCACCGCAAGUUCGUGGUGCAGCUCUUCGCCGAGGAGUGGAGCCAGUACAUCGACCUGCCCAAGGGCUUCGUGGUCAGCGAGCGCUGCAAAGUGCGCCUGGUGCCCCUGCAGAUACAGAUAACUACAUUAGGCAACCUGACACCUUCAAGCACUGUAUUCUUUUGUUGCGAUAUGCAAGAAAGAUUCAGACCUGCUAUCAAAUAUUUUGGUGAUAUCAUCAGUGUAGGACAAAGAUUGGUCCAAGGUGCACGGAUUUUAGGAAUUCCGGUCAUUGUGACAGAACAGUAUCCCAAAGGCCUUGGCAGCACUGUGCAAGAAAUUGAUUUAACAGGAGUUAAACUUGUGCUUCCAAAAACAAAAUUUUCUAUGGUAUUGCCAGAAGUAGAAGCUGCCUUAGCAGAUAUUCCUGGAGUCCGCAGUGUUGUCUUGUUUGGAGUAGAAACUCACGUGUGCAUCCAGCAAACAGCGCUGGAAUUGGUUGGCAGAGGUGUGGAAGUUCACAUUGUAGCAGAUGCCACCUCAUCAAGAAGUAUGAUGGACAGGAUGUUUGCUCUUGAGCGUCUUGCUCGCACUGGAAUAAUAGUUACCACUAGUGAGGCCGUCUUGCUGCAGCUGGUAGCUGAUAAAGAUCAUCCAAAAUUCAAAGAAAUUCAAAACAUCAUUAAGGCCAGUGCUCCAGAGUCAGGGCUCCUUUCCAAAGUAUAAAGAGGGCUUUUUGAAAGAGCAGCACAUUGUCAUCUUUAAGGAAGAACUAAAGUUGUAAACAGACACGCGUGCACACUCACACCAGCUUCGGUAAAAAUAUAAAACUAAAAAUUGGUGUAUUUGUGCUUGCCUUAGCAAAAUUUUGUCUGGAUGCCAGUGUGUUCUGUUUAAUCACAGCUGUCAAAGACAUUGAGUACCAUGAGAAGCUUUUAUUGUCAGAUGCUCUAUUAUUUAUUAACAGAGGUGCCUGUUAGUCUGUACUGUAUCCACUGAUAGUUACAAUUCUCCAAAAAGUGCACAUUUCUGUGAAAUUUCUCUUGAUUGUUCACUUUGUAAAAGUGUACUGUGAUAUUCUGCUUCACUUUUGUAUUGAUUGAGGUAAAUGUGAUGUGCUAAUAUGCUUUAACUUUGUGCAUAAAUUAAACUAUUUUAAUAGAGAAUUUCAAUAGUAUAAAAUAGAUGGACUACAUGUUUACAUUGUCUGUCUUUUAGAAUAAAAGCUAAAUGCUUUGCUUAUUCAGUAGACAAGCCAAGUAGUUCAAGCAACAAUCUAGGCUUAAUUAUUUUGGGUGGCUGAAGUGGACUAUGUUGAUUCUUGAUUAUUCCAGACUUUUUUUUGACUCCCUAAUCCUGUUUUAAUGUUCUGUACUUCAACUACAAGUUCCAGGAAGCAAUCAUUGGGUCACUGCCCCUUUCAAAAUUAUAAAGAAAUCUGUCAGUUUGUCAAUGAGAUGAUCUAAAAGAUUGGUUUAUAGUAAUUCACAGCUAGUGGGAGACUACUAGCAUUUAAAAUUGAAAAAAAAAUCUUACUCUUUUUCAGUUUCAAUUACUAAAGGCUAAUUAUUUCUAGAAAUGUCCUUGGAUUUUUUUAAUCCUUGUAUGACUAGAUUUAAUAAACUCCAUCUGGUUUCUGCAUUAAGCCAAGCAAUCCCUGAAAAAAAUAAUCAACUUUUCUAGUCUGUUGCAGACUUCUUGCAGCACUGAUGUUGGAAUUUGAUUGGAAUCUAGCCUAAAAGCGUAAUUUAAAAAGGGACAUCUGUAACUUGUUGUAAAUUUUGUAGCUGGAACUUUAACACGAUUGUUCCUCUUGAAGGCACCGUCUUCAUGUUCAAAUGGGUUAAAAAUUGUUACACAAUGUUUACAACAAGAAUGUAACUUUAGAACCUUUAAGGUGUUGGUUUUUUUGGUUUAUUAUUAUUAUUAUUUUUAAGUAGAUGAAACAAAAUAUUGAACAUAUUGAUCUUUUGGGUAUAAAACUAAUUACAGUAAAUGUAUUGUUUGAAAUGAUUUAUUUUCUCCACAAAAUGGCUCUAAAAGAAUUGUAUAACCUUUAUAUGUUUAAAGCAAAUAAAAUGUUAACAUUUACUGUC
Mauremys reevesii (Reeves's turtle) is the source of this 2720-nucleotide messenger RNA. It is a transcript of the gene ISOC1, whose product is annotated as isochorismatase domain containing 1. The record is from RefSeq and is a predicted model, not a curated record. NCBI's taxonomy places the organism in Eukaryota, Metazoa, Chordata, Testudines, Geoemydidae. Bases 334 to 1350 code for a protein of 338 amino acids. The transcript is spliced from 5 exons. Gene Ontology annotation, cellular component: cytoplasm.